Exophiala mesophila is the source of this 1467-nucleotide messenger RNA. RefSeq names its product long chronological lifespan protein 2. The coding region runs from base 1 to 1467 and encodes 488 amino acids. The transcript is spliced from 4 exons. Lineage: Eukaryota; Fungi; Ascomycota; Eurotiomycetes; Chaetothyriales; Herpotrichiellaceae. The record is from RefSeq and is a predicted model, not a curated record.
AUGAUGACUCCUGUUGUCACUCUUCUCCUUUUCCUGAGCGUGGCAUCAGCUCAGUUUCAAUUCUUCGAGCAGUUUUUCCAAGGCGGCCAGCAACAAGCCGCUCCGGAGAAACAAAAUGUACCUAGCGACUCUAACUGGUAUCGUCAAAACUGGGAGGGAGCGACCUGCUCCAACUAUCUAUGCCCGGAUACACUUGCUUGCGUGCAUUUUCCACACCACUGUCCAUGUCCGCACCCUGAUGUGGAGGACAAGGUGGAACUCGCAGAAGGUAUCGCCGAGACUCUCAUUCUGCCAUCCUCGUUGCUGUGGUCAUUGCUGUGCGUAUGGAAUGGAAAUCAAACACAGGUGCUUGCUACGACUGUCUUCACAAGGCUUAGAUCGAUGGAUCCGUUUUCUCUGACUGCCGGGGCAAUUCAAAUUGCAGCAGCGUGUGCUCAGUGUACAGUCACAAUUAUCAAGUGGGUUGGCGAUGUCCGCACCGUCGACGCUCGCAUCUCAUCGUUUUGCGACGAGGUUUCGGCGCUCCGUGCUACUUACGAGGGACUGGAACAUAGCCUGAGCUCGCCGUUGAUGGCUGAGGCGGCCCGCAUCGCCAGCAAAACCUCUGAUGGCGGUCCCCUAUGGCUGCAAAUCAGGGAAGCAUUAGACGACUCGAAGAAAAACAUGAACACUUCAGGCUUUGCUCAUCGGAUCAAGGCUCAACUUCAGGAGUCCCUGGCUUCUGGAGAGUUGUUCUAUCUUCGCCAGCGCAUUCAGGUCUUCAAUUCAUCUCUGUCCCUUCCCAUCCAGAUGGUUUGCGUCAUGCUGCAACUCGAACAAAGGGGCAUUAGUGUCGAGAACCAGAUAGCCCUGAAUAGAAAACUGAUAUCCUUGGAGAAAAGCAUCCAGGAGUUAGUGCAAACCCUGUCCACUCCUUCGAAUAGUGGUUCGACACAGGUUGCCAGUGAUGUCGACUCCUCGGGCCGCGCAGGGAUGGAAGCAUACAUGGCGUUCGCCCAGAAGUUUUUGACGACUGCAUCUGCAGCUGCCAGUACGCGCUCGUCUCUUAGCACUAUCUCUCAGCCAAAUGUACCCUUGGAGCACCGGCGCCUCUCAGGAGUUGGGCUUUCUGGCGAUAACAAAGCACGAGUCGCUGGGUGGAUCCCACCGCCAUCUCCACCUUCUCGUGAGUCCAGGUGCCCGACGGAUCACGAGCAGCGCAAUCAUAUCACUCAGUCACCAAGACUGGAAGUGCCAAAUACCGUCGGAGCUGAGGUGGAGUUUCUGAGGACUAAGCGACAUCUAGACUUGGGUCAGGAAAGACUCCAGCAAGACCAGCAUGUGGCUGCAGAGACGCACUUCCGCAAAGCUCUUGCGCUCAUGAAAGGGCACGAUUUUCAAGGCAAAAUCUCCCUCCAACCGGCUGAUAUUGUACUUAUAAUAGCGGACUGCUGCCUGAAACAGCAGAAGUUUGACGAGGGCAAUUAA